CGAUUCUUGGCGCUUCAUUACAACAUUCACAUCUUCCUCGACUUCUUCGUCGUUGUGGUCGGGCUCGCCGUCUUUGUCUUCUCUAAUUCUCUGUCGUUACUUACGAUGCACUCGGAUGCCUUCGAUGUGAUCCCGUACGAGGACAUCAAGGGGGACUGGGUCAGACUGGGAUCCGGGUCGUUUGGGAAUGUCUACAAAGGGAAAUACCUGGGCAUCGACGUGGCCAUCAAGGAAGUUCUCCCAUCCACCGAGUACGACGUCGGCAAGUACUUUGAGCGAGAAUGGCGGUUGAUGAAGGAGUCGCGACAUCCCAAUAUCGUACUCUUCUUGGGUCUGUCCCGUGCGCCGGAGCCUGACAACAGAAUCUUCAUCGUCUCCGAAUAUAUCGAGAACGGAAAUCUUCGUCUUUAUAUCCACAACAAGUCGAAGCCAUUUCCCUGGCGCCUUCGUCUCUCCUUUGCAACGGACAUUGCCCGUGCUCUUGCCUACCUGCACGCUCGCAAAUGUAUUCAUCGCGAUCUCAAAGGCGAAAACCUGCUUGUCACUUCCAACGGACGUCUCAAGAUCACUGAUUUUGGUUUCGCUCGCAUCGCCGCUCGAAAUGAAGAAGAGUCUAAGCGACUUACCUUCUGUGGUACAGACUCGUACAUGUCCCCCGAGGUCCUGCUUGGGGACGAGUUUGAUUUGCCCACCGACAUCUUUUCCCUUGGAAUCAUAUUUUGUGAGAUCGUGUCACGCCAAUUGGCAGAUGACAGGCAUUUCAAGAGGUUUGCUCCCACAUUCAAUAUCGAUGCAGAUGAGAUCUACAAACUCGCCAGUCCCGGCUGUCCUCCCGACAUGGUCGCCCUGUGUCUUGACUGUCUCGCGAUAGAUCCCGCCGCACGACCUGUUACCCGUGAUAUCCUUGAGCGUCUUCGGAAAAUUGAAGUGGAAGUGCUGGCACGUCCGAGUGAGGAUGAAGAUUCUCAUGUGGGUAGCAUCAAGUUCAUGACCGGCGGCAAGCGACCACCAGCUGGCCCACGCAUUCCCAGUUUCGGAAUGGGAGUCGGAAAGAAUAUUCGGUCCAGCGGGUCUUCCACCGAUGAUAGUGAUGACGAGCUGAUGGAAGCAGUCAUGGGCCUAUCCACUGUAGGAGUCAAGAGUGAUUGGAGUAAUUCAACUGGCGGUGGUAAUGAACCCCUUCUGAACACUGGGUCAUCCGAAUACAGCACCACUGUUAUCCGUGCGCACCCUUCGCAGCAUACAGUGCCUCCCUCCCUUUCCUCUAUUCUAACCAUUCGUGCUUCCCUAAAUCCAAACGAGACCCCCGGCCAAGUGCUACCAGCGUCAAACCAUUCACCCCCGCCCCAUCGUUCCAGCACUAUGGCCCAGUGUACCGAAGACAAGGAUCUCUUGGGUACUUCAUCCAUUAUGUCUAUCGACUCCCUUGACUCAUACCACACUGCGGCGGACCCGUCGGUAAUAUCCAGCGCACUGGCGACAGAAGGAGGAUCCACAAUCCGCUCUCUGCAUGGCAACUAUGUUGCUCCUCUUGUCCACCGCUUCACCCUUCUCAAGCCUGGUGGCGCCAAGCCCAAGAAGAAUAGCAUCAGUGGUACCACAUCACCCCCCGGUGAAGCCAUCACAUGGAACCCGUUUGACUUAAUUUUCUCCAGUGGCCUCUUUGUCGCCAAAUGCGAUAUCUGUACGAAACGGCUAGGAUGGAAACCCGUGUUGCAGUGUGAUGACUGUGGAUUGAAGGCCCACAUCAAGUGCGGCGAGGUUGCUCCACGCGACUGUGGUCUCCGACCUUCUUACCAUGACCACGCGACAGGCAUGUCUCCAGUGUCUAAAGUAAAGCAAGGUGGAAAGGCGAGCCCGACUAGAUGAUCGCGCCUCUGACCUUCACUUUCAUCAUGAUAAUCAUUAACGACCUUUUACGACGUUUCCGACCUCCAUUCCUGACAUUCCAUCACGACCACUCAUGGACCAAUAAUUAUAAGGCAUACAUGGACUCCCAACAUCAUACUUUCAGCUUGACAUUUGUACAAACAUCAACGUCUUGUAUGUGAUUAUAUUAUACGAUAAGAUUCAUCUAGUUCCUCGUAGUGGUUUUGUAUCCAUUCAAUUUAAAACGUCAUUCAGAUGUGAUUGACUUGCGUUGUCCUGUG
Guyanagaster necrorhizus is the source of this 2150-nucleotide messenger RNA. Its product is annotated as kinase-like protein. The coding region runs from base 106 to 1869 and encodes 587 amino acids. Lineage: Eukaryota; Fungi; Basidiomycota; Agaricomycetes; Agaricales; Physalacriaceae. The record is from RefSeq and is a predicted model, not a curated record. Gene Ontology annotation, molecular function: ATP binding; protein kinase activity. Gene Ontology annotation, biological process: protein phosphorylation. The transcript has 5 exons.